This is a messenger RNA of Formica exsecta, 965 nucleotides long. RefSeq names its product ERI1 exoribonuclease 3. The record is from RefSeq and is a predicted model, not a curated record. Gene Ontology annotation, biological process: exonucleolytic trimming to generate mature 3'-end of 5.8S rRNA from tricistronic rRNA transcript (SSU-rRNA, 5.8S rRNA, LSU-rRNA). Lineage: Eukaryota; Metazoa; Arthropoda; Insecta; Hymenoptera; Formicidae. The coding region runs from base 244 to 957 and encodes 237 amino acids. Gene Ontology annotation, molecular function: 3'-5'-RNA exonuclease activity; nucleic acid binding. The transcript has 2 exons.
GAAGAAAAGCUAAGAGGCUCCCUGCUCCCAAAUCCCAGGCUUCUUUCUCUGCUGAUAUCAUUUUGCCAUCUUCGAUAAAUACACGUGAUAUAUGUGUCAAGUAAUCUUGCAAUUUUAAUAUUAUUAAGAAUAUUGUUAUUAAUAAUCCUUUGCAUAUGAUAUUUUUAUAUAUUUUUACAAAUUCUUAUAUAUUUUUUUUCACGCAAUUGAUUGAACAAAAGGCAUAAUUCGCUCGUAUGAAUAAUGAGCAUGGCUCAUCGAGUUCUCCGAAGAUAUCCUAGAACGACGGUAAAUCGUUUCCAGGAAGUAGUGCAAAAGUUUGACUAUCUAUUAGUAAUGGACUUUGAAGCUACAUGCGACAGACACACAGUGCUCAACCCACAGGAAAUCAUAGAAUUACCGUGUGUGUCACUGUCUACCAGCAAUUGGAAGAUAAAGGAUACAUUUCACGCCUAUAUUAAACCUAGAAUCCAUCCUAAGCUUACGCCAUUCUGCACAGAAUUGACAGGAAUUAUGCAGGAGACUGUGGACAAUCAACCUUGCUUCUCGGAUGUAUUCUCGAGAUUCCGCGAGUGGUUAAUCGAGGGAGAAUAUUUUGACAAUAGUGAUAAAAGUUCAUUUGUAACAUGUGGCAAUUGGGACCUAAAGGUGAUGCUACCAAAUCAGUGUAAUUUGGACAAUAUUACAUUGCCAGAUGAAUUCAAACGAUGGAUAGAAUUGAAGCAUACGUUUUGCGACUCUACUGGAUAUUAUCCAAGGAAUUUAAAGGACAUGCUUACGCGAUUAGAUCUUCCAUUCCAAGGGCGUUUACAUUCGGGGAUUGAUGACGUGAAAAAUAUAGUUUCCAUAAUACAAGCUUUAAAAGACAAAUAUAACACACAAUUUAAAAUUACUUCAUCGUUAACUAAUUCUGCACUAGGUUUAAGUAAUCAUAAACGGAGUGGAGUAACAAUAUAAAAAAAAAA